AUGAGGAGUGCAGGAACCAACGGUUUUUUGUUCGUGCGGCCUGGUUUGAGGUGCCAGAAGCCAGUGGGUGCGUUGACGAUGCCUGACAGAGGUGCCCAUGGGACUGCAAGAGCAGUACAGGGGGACCCAGGAGCUGCAGUUGGCAUCAGUGAUACCCACAAUGGUGCUGGCAGCGAGAAUGGAUGUGUGGACAUGCGCUUGAACCCAUGUGUUGAGGCUGUAAAAACGUCUCGCACAGUAGAAAUUACUGGUCUGGCCCAAGCGCUGAGAGAGGAAGGAAAAGACGUGAUCAGCUUGGCCGCUGGCGAGCCUGACUUUGCGACACCUGACUCCAUCGUUGCCGCUGGCAUUGAAGCCAUGACACAGGGCAUCACAAAAUACACUCAAAAUGCUGGCACAUCCCAGCUCAGGAAAGCAGUGUGCCAAAAACUGCAAGCUGAUAAUGGCCUGGAGUACACACCAGACUGUAUAGUGCUCAGCAAUGGAGCAAAGCAGUCUGUGUGGCAGGGGGUGAUGGCAACCUGCGGGGCUGGGGAUGAGGUGGGCGCUGAUCCUGAUUCCUGCCCCAUAUUGGGUGAGCUACCCUGA
Molecule: messenger RNA, 588 nt
Organism: Ostreobium quekettii
Lineage: Eukaryota; Viridiplantae; Chlorophyta; Ulvophyceae; Bryopsidales; Ostreobiaceae
Source: the annotation of a GenBank genome assembly